AUGACGGAUCUAAGGAGGCGGUUGCGAGAGCAGGGUAUAGAGUACAGGGUUGUCAAGAAUACCCUGACUCUACUGGCGGCCCAGCAGCUGGGCAAGGAGGGUAUUGGCGGUGUGAUGCAGGGCCCAACCGGCUUGGCUUUCGGGUAUGGAGAUGAGGCCGCCGUAGCCAAGGGCCUCAAUACCUACAUCACCUCCACAAGGUCGCCGCUGGUGAUUAACGGGGCGGUUAUGGGUAGGGGUGUUAUAAGCGGCGAUCAGGUCAGGAACCUGGCGACGCUGCCCCCCAGAGAGGAACUGCUGGCCAGACUUCUGGGGCAGAUGCAAGCGCCGGUGACUGGUCUGGUAUAUGUGCUCAGCGCCCCUCUCAGGGGCUUGGUUACCGUCCUGCAACGCGCGGCUGAAAGCGGCAGUGGAUCCCAGGGCGGGACUGCGGUUAUGGACGAGCCGGCUGAGCAAGCCGAGACCCCUCCGCCGGACGAUCCGGUAGAGGUAGCAGAGGAUAGCGCGCCCGCAGAGGUCCAGGCCGAGGUCGAUGAGGAAUCGGCUCCGACGGCGGAGGCCGAAGUUGUCGCAGAUGAAGAAGAGUCGCCGCCCACUGAGGAAGAGGAGGCUGAGGCCGAAGCAGCCCCUUAG
Geodia barretti is the source of this 633-nucleotide messenger RNA. NCBI's taxonomy places the organism in Eukaryota, Metazoa, Porifera, Demospongiae, Tetractinellida, Geodiidae. The record is from the annotation of a GenBank genome assembly.